This is a messenger RNA of Cydia fagiglandana, 1484 nucleotides long. RefSeq names its product regulator of microtubule dynamics protein 1-like. Bases 93 to 986 code for a protein of 297 amino acids. Lineage: Eukaryota; Metazoa; Arthropoda; Insecta; Lepidoptera; Tortricidae. The record is from RefSeq and is a predicted model, not a curated record. The transcript is spliced from 4 exons. Gene Ontology annotation, cellular component: mitochondrion; spindle microtubule; cytoplasm. Gene Ontology annotation, molecular function: microtubule binding.
UUUUCAAUCAGUGUUUUCAAAGGACAUUAACCAAUUUUAUUAUUGUUUAUAAUUACAAUAUAAUAUUUAUGUAGAGUUUUAAGAUCUAAUUCAUGAUGAGUUUGAUUUUCGCAACCACUAGAUUUGUGGCUGUGCAAUUUCUCCUUAAGUACAGGAAGCUACAGCAUAACAAUGUAGCGCUGCGAAAAAAUUUUCAGCAGAAAAUGCCAAUAUAUGGCUUUCUAAAAAAUGUCCCUAUGUUAAUGGGGGCACUAUUUUGGAAAUCACAAGCACAAAGCUCAGAUCCCAAAAAAACUGCUAUUUCUGCAACUCUAGAUCACGCUGAUCAAUUGUUUGAAAAUGGACAUAUAGAGGAAUGCUACCAAUAUUUGAAACACUGCCAGAGCAGUGAUGUAGAAAUACAGUGGAGACUGUGCCGGGCGAUGUAUAACAUGGCAAAGGAAUCAAAAUAUGAAAAAUCUUAUAAAAGGCAAUUAAUCUCUGAAGCAUAUCAUAUUAUAUCUCGUAUACUGGAAGACAAUUAUGAAAACUAUGCUGUACAUAAGUGGUAUGCGUUAUUGCUUGAUGCAGAAAGCACAGAAAUCGGCCUCAAGGAACGGAUCAAGCAACUUCAAAAUGUGAAGAAACAUAUGGAUAUGGCUGUUGUACACAAUCCCAAUGAUGCAACUACUUUAUACAUGCUAGGAGAAUGGUGUUAUCAAGUCAGUGAAAUGCCGUGGCAUCAAAGGAAAAUAGCAGAGACCUUCUUUGCAUCACCUCCUUAUUCUAGUUAUGAGGAAGCAUUGGAAUAUUUCCUUAAAGCAGAAUCAACUCGACCAAGAUUUUACAGUUUAAACUUGCUUAGAUUGGGGAACUGCUAUUUAAAAUUGAAAAAAGAAGAUCAAGCUAAAUAUUACUUGAAGCUUGCAGCUAGUUAUCCAGCUAAGACAAAUGACGAUCAUCAAGCAAAUAAAGAAGCUGCAGAAUUACUGAAGCAAUUAAAAUGACAGAUCACAAGUGAAUAUGCUAAUUUAAUGAUAUAGACUGAUAAUAUGGUCACGGGUCAUGGUUUAGGAGUUAUUAUUAUAAGUUCACUUGCCACUUUAGAGUGAUAGAGAGACACAAAGCAUUUAGUUGUCAAAGCAAUAGCAAUUGACACCUUGGCUAGGCCAGCAGUGUUGCUGAGUUUGUAAUGCUUUGUGUGAUCAAGUUGAUUCGUUCGGCCACCGCCGCCUAAAUUGACACAUUCAAUGCAUUUCCAAUAUUGAUGUUCAUUCAACAAGCAUCAUUUAGAAAAUUAUUGGAUUGAGAUUGAUAUUAAGAAGUGCAAAUGAAUACUAAACUUAUGGUGGGCUCAAAAUUACAAGCAAGUUUCCAAUAAAGAAAAUAAACACACAAGUGCACACAGAAGUGUUCUUUUUUUCUGGGAUUACUUAAGUGGUGAUUACAUAAAUAAGAUGUAAUUUUUUACUGUAUUUUUAUAAAUAAAUGAAAUAUUAUAUUAA